Molecule: messenger RNA, 3530 nt
Organism: Patiria miniata (bat star)
Lineage: Eukaryota; Metazoa; Echinodermata; Asteroidea; Valvatida; Asterinidae
Gene: slc39a9
Product: zinc transporter ZIP9-like
Exons: 7
Coding region: 137-1117 (326 amino acids)
Biological process (GO): zinc ion transport; transmembrane transport
Cellular component (GO): membrane
Molecular function (GO): metal ion transmembrane transporter activity
Source: RefSeq, a predicted model, not a curated record
ACUGAUCACGCAUAAAAAUAUCGUACACGUUGUCAAUAGCGGAUCGGAGUAGGCAGCUGGGCUAGUUCCGAUGUUCCGAUUGACUGUCAAAAAAGACAAUUUUGGUACUUUGGAUCUUGAUUUAGUGUAAACAAUAAUGGAGGACGCCUGGGGAAUAUUAGCGCUUUCUUUUGCUAUGUUAAUUGGAUGCUACAUCGCUGGAACAAUACCUCUUACGGUACCGCUUUCUGAGAGCAAGAUGAGAUUUGUAACAGUCCUGGGGGCAGGUCUUCUUGUUGGCACAGCACUGGCUGUCAUCAUUCCAGAGGGAGUACACACAUUAUUUGCGGGAACGACACAAGAAUCACACGUUCACGUUGUGAACCCGCCAGCUGUAGGGGCAGAAAACCAGGCGGGAGGGCAGCCGGCCGAUGGCAACCCCCACGAAGCAAAUGGAGAAGCCCACGCUCACACUCACAGUACACACAACGAAGCAGAGCUCCACUAUGUUAUAGGGGUGUCAUUAGUUCUGGGAUUUGUUUUCAUGCUACUGGUGGAUCAGAUCGGUGGCGCACAUGGUCAUUCCCAUGCACAAAUAACAACAGGUGAAGGUGAAAAUGCCUCCAGAACAACUCGAAUUGGUUUCACAGCUACAUUAGGACUAGUUGUACAUGCAGCAGCUGAUGGUGUUGCCAUGGGAGCAGCAGCCAUGGGCCGAACAGAUGUCCAGAUGAUUGUGUUCAUUGCAAUCAUGUUGCAUAAGGCACCGGCGGCAUUUGGCCUGGUGACGUUUCUACUGCACGAGAACUACCAACGCAAUAGGAUACGCAGACAUCUUGUGGUCUUCUCUAUGGCAGCACCCGUGGCCGCCCUUGUAACAUAUUUUGGUUUGAGUCACGCUAGCAAAGAAGCGCUAUCCACGUUCAACGCCACAGGCAUUUCCAUGCUCUUCUCUGCCGGCACGUUCCUGUACGUCGCGACGGUCCACGUUCUUCCAGAGAUUGCCGGGUUGCGGCGCGUAUCGUCGGACGUAGAGGGCAGCACAGAAAUGACGUCAGGUUUCAGUCGGUUAGAGCUCCUUGCAGUAGUCAGUGGGUGCCUAGCUCCAUUGGUAUUGUCGUUAGGUCAUCAUCACUAAAUACUUUGCAUUAUUUUUAAAAAAAAAAAUCCAAAGUUGUGGUUGAACCCCCAAAGAAUUGCCUGAAGUGGACUAACCUGUAACCUUCAAAAUGUGGUACUGGCACAAGUGCAUUAUUUUGGAGGUCUCAGGUCCGAAUCCUGCUUCACUCUAUUUUUUAGGGGUGCAUCUACAAUUUGAUUAGAGAUUGUACAUCUCCGUUGUUCUUUGUGGUUUAAGUUAACUAAGGGAAUAAGUGUGUGUUUGGGAGGUGAUCCUGAAUUCUGAUAAUUACCCGAGCCGAAAGUGAGGGUAAUUAUCAGCAUAGUGUUUAAUACCGACCAAUCACAUAUUUAUUCCCAUUCAUAAAUACAUUUUCGGUCAAAAAAAAUCAAAACUCUUCCACAAUGUCGAUCAACAAAACACCUCUCAAGCUAUACAACGGUAAGGCCCUCUGGUAAACAACUCCUUAUAUGGAGAUUGCCGCACACGUCACGCAUUCCGGUGUACCGGAGUACCGGUGUAGAGGGAAUUUAGCAUUAUGAAAUACUGACUCACUGGUAGUAUUGCGCAUGCCUUCAUGAGGAUUGUGAACGUUCAACCAAUAAAAUGGUGCUGGCAGCAGAUUUCAUAGGAGUCAAAAUUUCACGUGACACUGCAAAAGUGUUUAAGACCAGCCAGCCAUGUCUUUUUCAACCAUUUAAAACCGGCCACGUGACUGGCUCUCGACCAAUAGGAAUGGGUAAACCGUCUUAGGUAUUUAUGAAUAAACAAUUAAAGACCAACUCUGCAGUGCUGGGUUUGGCUCAAUUCUUAGCGCUAUUUAGGGUGUACAUUGUAAAUGUUGUUUAACCUUUUAACUUUUUUGAAGACCACAUCAAAAUUUUGCAUCAUAAAUGCUAGGGUUAUAUCCUCGCAUUUAAAUGUAACGUUUGUAGCAGUACUUCAAAUACAAACUGAAAGUGUAUGCAAUCCUUAAUUAAAGUGCAUUACGUGAACGACAGGGAAAAUUAAUGGAUUAAGGGCUUAUGAACUGCCCUAUCCUUCCCUGCUUUUCAUUGGGACAUGCUCAGUUCACCCGAAGAGUUCAUUAGAGCUCGAAAAUGUGCAGUGUUUGGCUACCUGUAUCGUUACUGCACUGUCAGAUGUCAAAUUCUGGCACUGUUUUCCUUGAUGUGCGAAGCUCAGCAAUUUUUUUUUUUUUUAAUUUUAAAAUUAGGACAUCUAAAAGUUUUGACAGAAAUUACCAAGUUGCAAAACACACUUGAUGAAGCUGACAGCAGGAAAACAGUGGAUUGUUAUCAAAUAAUGAAUGCUUAUGAGUGCAAUGGUAAGAAUAAUUCCAUCAGGUGACAUAUGAAUAUUGCUGAGUGGAAUGGAACAUUCCACCUGUCACUGAGUGGAAUGAUUCUUUCCAUUGCACGAAAGUGAAACAUUCAUUAUUUAUUUUAUACAACGCCUGAAUAAAUCCUCCUCAUCUGAUCGGUAAUUUUGUAAACUGGUACUAUGAAUGUAUCAGAGUUAUCAGAGCUGUGUCAUAGUGCAACCAAUAGUGUGACUGUGAAUUGGAAGUUAUAUUUGCCGAGGAAUAGAACUUAUAUUUUUGAGUAGUGGCCGCACCGUGCAUUGAAACGAAUAAUUCAAUGACACUUGAUCAAGGACCCACCAAUCAGACGACUGGGAUUUAUGCAGGCGUUGUAUAAAUCUUGAAUAUACUAUGAAUUAAGUCCAGUCUUGGGAACGUUGGACCAGGACAAUCCAGAGCAUACCACACGUGAGCUAUUUUCAAGCUAAUGUGCGCCUGCGUGCUGAAUGCACAGACUUUCUCUGUUCCUAGUUCCCAAAACUGGACUUGAUUCAUCUUGUUGAUAGUGGCCUCUGUUGCUGCAGCAAUGACUGGCUGCAUCCUAAAAAUAAAUCCAGUCUUGAACUAAGACUAGGUUUUACUUGACUCUGACCCCUGACCCCUGACCCCAACUGAAGGUCUGAGGAAAACAAACAAGUUGGAAGGUCAGCUUGCUUGUUAGACAAAUUCACGCAAUUGCAGGAGGAUUUUGUUUACCUUGCUUGGAGAAACACUUUCAGCAGUUGACUGUUGUACGUUUGUCUUCCCUCGAACCUGUUUUCCAUUAAGUUUGACUUACGUUAAAUUUUGGCUAAGCAAAAAUGGGUUACCAGCCAAACCCAACUCAGAAGCGUGACAUUUGUAACUGGUGCCCGGUGAUUUUGCUAAGCAACUGUCUCUGCUUAGCUGCUUAAUGACACCGGGCUCAUAAAGACUGAUCUUUUUGUUUCACGUUGGACAUUGUGUUGGGUUAAUGUCUGUAGGAAAUUAAUUCUCAAAAUAUAAUACCUGGCUUUUUAAAAAGUGCAUUGUAUUUAUUUUUCUAUUGUGUAUUUGUAAAUAAAUAGUUCAGCUGUCAGGUCACAUUUA